This is a messenger RNA of Mytilinidion resinicola, 1208 nucleotides long. Its product is annotated as methyltransferase. Gene Ontology annotation, molecular function: tRNA (cytidine-N3)-methyltransferase activity. The record is from RefSeq and is a predicted model, not a curated record. Lineage: Eukaryota; Fungi; Ascomycota; Dothideomycetes; Mytilinidiales; Mytilinidiaceae. The transcript has 3 exons. Bases 27 to 1208 code for a protein of 393 amino acids.
CUACCUUCAACUUAACACACUUCACCAUGGGAACCCCUAGUGAAGUCCCAAAACGCUCCCGACAGCAGCUGUCAAAGGGAAUGGAACACAUGCGCACUGCUGUGACCAUUGACCCCAUCUUCCUGCCCAAAUCCCCACCACUUGAAACCGACGCGUACGGCGUCCCAAUCGCCCUCGAACCAGUCCGCAACCCCACGUCUCGAUCGCACAACCCCGACAAUAACCAGAAGAGGACAGACCCUUUUGCAUUCGGCUCGCGGCUAUUGGAAGAAGGGGACAAUAUAUUCGAGUUCAACGCGUGGGACCACGUAGAGACGGAUGAUGCGUAUAAGGAGUUCUCUGAGCUGCAGUAUGCGAAGCAGAGGGAGGCACCGGUGUCUGACUUCGACAAAUCUCGCUUCAAUGGCAAUCCCGCGAGAUGGUGGAACCUCUUCUAUGCUAACAACAAGACGAACUUCUUCAAGAACCGCAAAUGGCUCGCCCAGGAAUUCCCAAUAAUAAACGAGCUCACCACACCCUCCGCUCCUCCUACUCUCCUCCUCGAAGUCGGCGCCGGAGCUGGCAACACCGCAUUUCCUAUAUUAGGCUUGAAUCAGAACCCGAGUCUCAAGAUCCAUGCUUGCGACUUCUCGAAGAAGGCGGUGGAUCUAAUACGUGGGCAUGAAAACUACGAUACCAAGUUCAUACAGGCAGAUGUGUGGGAUGUGGCUGGCGAAGAGCUACCGCCGGGACUGGAGGAAGGAACUGUAGAUGUUGUCCUCAUGAUCUUUAUCUUCUCGGCGCUGGCUCCGUCACAGUGGGAUCAGGCUUUAAGAAACAUAUAUCGCGUCCUGAAGCCUGGCGGACAGGUCUUGUUUCGGGACUACGGCCGCGGCGAUCUUGCACAGGUCCGGUUCAAGAAGGGGCGGUAUAUGGAGGAGAAUUUCUAUGUUAGGGGAGAUGGGACUAGGGUCUACUUCUUUGAGAAAGAAGAGCUGGAGAAGAUUUGGGGUGGUGAAAAGAACCGCCCCGCUCAGCCCGUUCAGGAAGAGAGUCAAAUGCCAGCUUUCGAGGUUAUUCACAUCGGCGUCGACCGCCGAAUGCUGGUGAACAGACAGCGCAAGCUGAAAAUGUACCGGUGUUGGAUGCAGGCUGUUUUUCGGAAGACUGAACAGCAAUUACAAGCUACCAACGGUGAUAAUGCCAAGGUAAACUCGGAGAAUCAAUGA